CGGGGAGGCUGGAGGUUGACUUUCAGCUGGGACUCGGUGUUGGUCGAUCUUUCGAUCUUCUCCUCCCGUCUUCCUCUCAUCUCCUUGCUUGGGCUCGCACCUCCAGCUCUCGCUCUCGCUCUUUCUCCCAUGGCAAAGAAGCUCGUGCACUACGUAGUGGUCGAUGCAUUCACCGAGACCGCGUUCAAGGGGAACCCCGCGGCGGUGUGCUUCCUGGAGGAGGAUGAAGAGAAGGACGUGGAGUGGCUACAGGCAGUGGCCAGGGAGUUCAACAUCUCCAUAACUUGCUUCCUGACUAAAGUAGCUGCCUCGGGGACGGAGGACUGGAGCCCGAGGUUCCGCCUCAGAUGGUUCUCUCCCGUCACCGAGUUUGAUCUCUGCGGUCAUGCGACUCUAGCUGCUGCGCACACUCUCUUCACAUCUGGGAUGGUAGAUUCUGACACCAUCGAGUUUAUGACAUUAUCCGGAAUUCUGACUGCCAAAAGGGUUCCCGAAACGAAGUCAUCCCACAUUUUGAAGGUUCAAGAUGGUGAUUUGCCCGGGGUAUGGAUUGAAUUGGAUUUUCCUGUAGUCCCGAUCGCUGAAGAUGAUGCCGAGCGGAUUUCAUGUGUCUCCAAAGUUCUCAAUGGCACUUCCAUUGUUGAAAUCAAGAAGACAGCAAAGGGCGACCAUUUCAUUGUUAUCCCGUCGGGGAAAGAAGUUGAAGAAAUUCAGCCCCAGUUUGAGGAGAUACAGAGAUGUCCUGGGAGGGGUAUUGUCAUCACAGGAUCAGCUCAGCCAGACUCGGGAUUCGAUUUUGUCAGUCGAUUCUUUUACCCAAAACUUGGACUGAAUGAGGAUCAUGUAUGUGGCAGUGCACAUUGUGCUUUGGCACCUUAUUGGAGUGAAAAGCUGGGGAAAAAGGAUCUCGUUGCCUAUGCUGCAUCGCCCAGAGGUGGAGUAGUGAAGGUGCACUUGGAUGAGCAGAACCAGAGAGUGUCAUUGCGCGGGAAAGCUGUAACUGUAAUGAGGGGCUCUCUUCUUGUUUGAAUUUCUAGCGCUUCUUCUUGUUUCUGAACUUAAAGCACGUGAAAAUCACUACGUGAGAAGGAAUUGAAAUAAAUGAGCUUAUGUUGUGGGUUCGGUGGUACCGAUGGAGUAAUGUGAAAUACAUGAGAUCGCGUCCUUUCCUGUA
Messenger RNA from Eucalyptus grandis, 1174 nucleotides. RefSeq lists its product as uncharacterized. Gene Ontology annotation, cellular component: cytoplasm. The transcript is spliced from 6 exons. Gene Ontology annotation, molecular function: isomerase activity. The record is from RefSeq and is a predicted model, not a curated record. Bases 130 to 1029 code for a protein of 299 amino acids. NCBI's taxonomy places the organism in Eukaryota, Viridiplantae, Streptophyta, Magnoliopsida, Myrtales, Myrtaceae. Gene Ontology annotation, biological process: biosynthetic process.